UUUCCCAGCUUGGAGAAUUUGACUUUAUUUGGGAUCAAUGUUCAAAUUUUAUGGCUAGACUUCCAGCUUCGAACAACUUCUUACAUGGACAAUUUAACAAGGUUAAAUGUUAGUACAUGCAAUAAUUUGAAGUAUCUAUUCCCUUUUUUCAUAGCCGAAAGGCUCGUAAAAUUGGAGUACCUACAUGUAAAAGAUUGUGAAGUGAUGGAAGAUAUUGUGGUCAUGAAGAAUUUGGAAGAGGAAGGAUGGUUGGGGAAGAAUUUGUUCCCUAAACUUACAUGUCUCAAGCUUUAUAAUCUUCCGGCCCUUGGAAAUUUUUGUGUUGGAGAUUGCAUUAAAUUCGAAUCCUUAUUAGUGUUGACUAUCCGACACUGUCCUAAAAUGAAGACAUUCGUGACUGGAAAUUGCCUCGAGUUUAAAUCCUUAUCAAUGUUUAAAAUUCAAAAUUGUCCUGAAUUGAAGACAUUUUUCACUUGUUCCACGCCAAUAAUGGAGGUAUCAGUUGACAAUGAAGAAGGCAAUCAUUCAUCAAUUACACAACCUUUCUUCAGUGAAAAGGUUAUUUUGCCUGUUCUUGAAUAUCUGGAAAGUGAUUGGAGCAAUGCCAUAAACGAACAACUCAACAUGAGUCAAUCUUCAAGUACAGUUUUAGUACUUCCCCUUAGCAACCAGCUAAAAGAACUGGAGCUGAACUGUAGAACUCGUGAUAAACCAAUCGCUCUCCCAAUUUUUGAUCUUCUUCAAAGAUGUCAGAAUCUUGAGAAACUUACAUUGAAGGGUUUUUUUGUCACUUCUGCACAAGAAUAUGAUGGACAACUGAUUGCAAAUUUAAAGAUGCUGAAGUUGGAUAAUGUUCCUAAAUUAAGAUAUCUGUUUGGGGAAUCAGAAAAUGCUCAACCAACAAAUUUGUUUGCGUGUUUCCAAAAUUUGACAAUUUUGGAAGUGUCAUUUGGCCAUCGAUUGACAUAUUUGUUAACUCGGUCGACAGUGGCGAGUCUGGUGCAACUCCAACGAAUGACAAUAACUAAUUGCAACAGAAUGAUAGAAGUAAUUGGGGAUUAUAGGGAAGGUGAAAUAACUGGGGGUGAACAUGAUAAUCAUGAACUAGUUUUCACGCGACUGGAGAUUUUAGUGCUUCACCAUUUACCGAAUCUUGGGAGCUUCUAUUCAGGAAAUAAUGUCAUAAGAUUUCCAAGGUUGAAGGAACUAGUUGUGAGUAGAUGCCCUGAGAUGAGUACUUUCUCCUGCGGAAUAGUAAGUACCUCAAUUUUGGAUACAGUGAGGACUUUCUCCAACAGAAUAGAAGUACAAGAUAUUGAAUCGAGUGACGUCGAUUUUGGAGAUCACAACGAUCUACUUAUAGAAGAUGAAUCGAGUUCACAACCAACUGAUGGCAAUAGUAAUGACAUUGAUUUUGAAGAGCACAGAAUGUUUGUUGAACCCGUACAAAAACGUUGGGAUGGUGAUGUUAAUACAACCGUGAGAAAGCUCUGGGAGGAUGAUUCAAAUUUGGCAUUGCAACACUUAUUUGCCGAAACGGUUAUCAUGCCUGACCUUGAAUAUCUGAAUACUGGACGGAGCGAAGCUAUAAAUGAGAUACUCGACAUGAGUCCACCUUCAAGUGACGUACCCCGUUGCAACCUAAAAGAACUUGAGAUGGAAUGCAUAACUCAGGAUAAACCAAUUGGUCUUUCGAUUUUCAAACUUUUGCACAGAUACCAUAAUCUCAGGAGACUUGCAUUGUAUGGUUUUUUCAUAGAUAUAACAAGUAAGGCUCUACAACUUGGUAUCACACAAGAAUAUGAUGGAGAGCUUAUCGCAAGUUUAACGGAGCUAAGUUUGUAUGAUAUUCCUAAGCUGAGGCAUCUGCUUGGUGAGCCAGAGGUUAUUGCUCAAACAGCAGGCGACGCCUUACGUAUACGACCUUCAAAAAUUUUAUCUGUGUCCUUCCGAAAUUUGAGAAUUCUAGAAGUAUCAGAAUGCCAUCGAUUGACAUAUUUAUUAGCUUCCACAAUAGCCACUAGUCUGGUACAACUCGAAGAAAUGAUAAUAACUGAUUGCAACAGGAUGACAACAAUAAUCGAGGAUUAUAGGGAAAAUGAAACAACAAAGCGUGAACAUGAUCAUGAAUUUGUUUUCCCAAAAUUGAAGAUUUUAGAGCUUCAAACUUUACCGCAUCUUGAAAGCUUCUAUUCAGGAAAUACUGACAUAAGACUUCCAAAGCUGGGGGAAUUAUUUGUGAGUAGAUGCCCUGAGAUGAGGGCUUUCUCCAGUGGAAAUAUAAGCACCCCAAUGUUACAUACAAUCAUUGAUGGAUGGAGAUCACAAUCUACUUACAGCAAUAGUGAUGAUGUUAAUGAAGAUAGCAAAAUGUCUCCUGAAUCUGUACGCCGAGAACGUUGGGAUGGUGAUGUUAAUACAACCGUGAGAAAGCUUUGGGAGGAUGAUUCAAAUUUGACAUUACAAGAGUUGUUCACUGAAACGGAAGUUCAUGAUUCUAGAGAAGGUACCUCUUCCCGGGCUGCUAGAUUAUAGACUUUUGCUACAACCUUAUUUCAAACCAGAUGGAGUUAGAGUUCUGAUGAUGAUGAUGAUGAUGAUGAAUCCAGCCUUGAUGAAGUUUGAUUUCAAAAGAGAUCCUAUUCAAUAUUUACUCCAUCUCGUUGCGCUGCAAUUAUGGUGUCAAAGAAAUGGCCGGAACGGAAGUAAGAUUGAUUAUCUCAAGGUGUCAGUGAAGGAGUAAUACUAAAACAAGUUGGCCUCCUAAUUGCAGUGGAAAUGAAGAUGGAGGAGAUCAAUAUGGUAGAAAUAUGAUAUUUUAAGUGUUUUUCUUUGCUAUAUAAUUUGUUUGAUGGUGUGAAGCCUGGUGGAUAUAGGACCAGUAUAUUACUCGAGUCUUGUUGCGUAAUUAACUCUCUGGACUCGACCCCAGAGAUAAUUACAUGAUUUGGUAUAGUUUGUAUUUCGUAUAUGUCGUAUUACGUGAGAAAAUUGUGCCGAAACCGUUAAUACACGUUACGGUUAAUGCAUGUUUAGUUAACACAUAUUAGAUUUUUAGAUCCCCUGUUUUGGAUCUUUGUCCAAUCUGCAGGAUUGGGACUAAUUUGACACGGCACGCUCUUUCGCAAUGCGGCCUUCAAACCUGUUUGGAAGAAUAGUAGGUUUGUUGAUCUACACCACACAUACAAGUCUACUUUUAAUUUCAUUGAGUUUGCUAUGAUGAUGAUGAAGUACUGCUUUUAUAAACAAAUUCUCUUAUCUUCUUUUAUGCUGCU
Molecule: messenger RNA, 3275 nt
Organism: Morus notabilis
Lineage: Eukaryota; Viridiplantae; Streptophyta; Magnoliopsida; Rosales; Moraceae
Exons: 6
Coding region: 85-2535 (816 amino acids)
Source: RefSeq, a predicted model, not a curated record